ACUCGUAGUCCGCCGCAGGGAGUCCCGCCCCCUCGCGGCUCUCGCGCUUCUAGGCGCCGCUGCCACUUCCGGCCCCGUCGCGUGGCCGCGCGUACGGAGAGGACGGCGGGUCGGGCCCCCGCGCUCGGCCUCUGGGGCGCGCUCACAGGCGCUCGUGCUGGGCUCGCUGCGGGAGCGCGCUCACCGCGGAGCCGCGCUUGCUGCCCUAUCCCUACCCCUCAGUGUCCGCGCCCUGAGGCCCAGCCAGGAAGCGGCUGGGCCGGAGGCCUAGGUAGGGCCCCGGGCGGCAUGGGCGUGGGAAGCCCGAGGCCUGGCCCUAGCCGGCGCCGUCGCCGGCGCGGCCCCGUGGAAGCCGGAAGCCCGCCGUGACCCCACUGACCCGGGCUGUUCUCGGUUUGCUCAGCACGUAGUGGAAAUCGAAAGUGCCGACGAGGCGCUAUCAUGGAAGCACUAAUUGAAGAUGACAUCUGUAUUCUGAACCAUGAAAAGACUCAGAGAAGAGAUGCUGUGACUCCUAUGUCAAUCUAUACAGGAGAUGAAUCUAUGGCUUCACAUUUUGCCCUUGUCACUGCAUAUGAGGACAUCAAAAAAAGACUUAAGGAUUCAGAGAAAGAAAAUUCCCUCCUAAAGAAAAGAAUAAGAUUUCUGGAAGAAAAGCUUCUUGAAACACGAUUAGAUGAAGAAACCAGUUCAGUGGGAAGAGAAAGAGUAAAUAAGGCCUAUCAUGCUUAUCGAGAGGUCUGCCUGGACAGAGAUAAUUUGAAAAGCAAAUUGGAUAAAAUGAAUAAAGACAACUCUGAAUCUUUGAAAGUAUUAAAUGAACAGCUACAGACUAAGGAAGUAGAACUCCUUCAGCUCAGGACAGAGGUUGAGACUCAGCAAGUUAUGAGGAACCUAAAUCGACCUUCAUCAAACUGGGAGGUGGAAAAGUUGAGCAGUGGCCUAAAGAUCCAUGGUUUGGAACAGGAGCUGGAGCUAAUGAAAAAGGAAUGUAGUCGUCUAAAAGUGGAGCUACAGAAAGCCAAACACAAGGAUCAGUCUCAGGAAGACAAUCUCAAUAAAACGGACUUCCAAAGGCCAAGCAUUCCAAGUGAUAACAUCCACCAUGCCUACCGGGAACUGAAGAGAGAAAUGUCUAAUUUACAUCUUGUGACUCAAGUGCAAUCUGAACUACUAAGAAAAUUCAGAACUCCAUCUACAAUCAAGAAAGCUUGUGCUCCAGUCCAGUGUGUUGAAGACCUCGUGAAGGACUGUACAAAAUUACAUUUGACAUCUUUAACUGCAACCUACAAAAGACAUGCUCCUCUUUCGCCAAAUGGCAAAGUUCUCUGUAGUCCCAUGGGCUCCCCUUUGCCUGGAGAUACAAAGAUUUUAUUAGAGAGAGCCAGUCUCCAGUCAUGGGCAGAUAACGAGAGAGUCAUUCCAAGUGGUGGCACAAACUUUCAGGAACAGAAUUCCUGUGGCAGAAGUUCUUUAGAAGACAAUUCGUGGGUAUUCCCAAGCCCCCCAAAAUCCAGUGAGACAGUAUUUGGGGAAGGUAAAAGUAAAACAUCAUCCUCUAACCUGCAGCACCUGGAUCAACAUAAUCAAAACUGCCUUUACAAGAACUAAUUCAGAAGACAGUCAUGGCCUCUUGGGAAGAGCUGUCAGCUUCGGGAGGGACCUUUCCUGGUGAAUGAACUGAAAGUAGAUUUGGAUGAUUCCAUUGUGGCAUGGUGUCCUGUGACCAUCCUCAAUUUCCAGAACACUUGAAUUUGCACAAAGGAUCCUGCAAUCAUGUAGAUAAGGGUGUUUCUUUCAGUAUAGAGUAAAAUAGCUGUGCUAACCAGCUCUAUUUUAGCUCAGUAUAGACACAUGCACUACUUAAUAAACAACAGAGAUUCCUUUAGUGUUUUUAAAAGACAACUCUACCUUUGAUAACAGUGGCUGUAGACUUAAGAGAUAAGAAGUUUAAAAUUCAAAUUGAAUAAGGUGGGAAAAGGUGAAACAAAUGCGGGCUUGGCUGUAAUUAGGGAAUAUACACCACUAAGACGAUUCAGUGCUCAGGAACCUACAUGCUACAUGUGUGGGAAGAAAGGACACCUGAUGAGGUGUCAGAUAAAGAAAAGGGAUAGAACUAGUUUUUGAGCUUGAGUUCAGAAAUAUAGGACCAAGAUUUAUAAGGUGUCUAAAUCAUAAAUAUGUUUCACUCACAAGAGUAGAAAGGUUGAUGGGAGUUUGGGUUCAAAUCAUGUAAAUUACAUUUUAAAAAAGACUAAGGGAACAAGCAACUAAUAAAAUGUAUUUCAAUUCCCAUUGGUCUUUUUAUGAAUAUGUCUAAAUUGUGAAAAUAUUAGUAUGGAAUAACUUCUAUGGAUAAUCCAUUUCGGUCUAACAUUUGAGUUCAAAUUUUUAGAAUUAAAAUUGUUGUCUAAACCCAAUGGUGCUUAUUACUGUGAGAAUUAAGAGAGAGGAGAAAAUUAUUCAGGAGACAAACCAAAAUUGAAAUACCCCUGACUGGCCAAUUGAGGAUCCAUUUUGGAAUUUGAACAGUGAGGAAGGUCACAACAAACUACUUAGGAAGGCAGGCAAUGUUAAAAACAAUGAGGGAGUGCUCAGACAGGCCAGGGACUUGGACAAAAUUCAAGAAACUGAGGCAAGAGAGUGGAGAAACUCCUCUACAUUCAUGGACAGGCUUAUAGAAAUGGGAGAAUGGUAUAUAGACCCGGACAUAACAAAAGAAGGGAUGUAUGCCAUUUAAGGAGACAAUUUGUAAACACCUGUGCAGUGGUUAAGGACUAUUUCAAAAUGCAGUGCCCACACUGGAACACUAUAGAACUGGAUGAAUUAAGGCAUGUAGCGACAUAUAUUUCUAAUGCAGACAAGGAAAGAUGUGAUAUGAGGGAAACAAUGAGCUGAUAGAAGAGCUAACAAAAGAGAUAAGAAGUUUAAAAUUCAAAUUGAAUAAGGUGGGAAAAGGUGAAACAAAUGCGGGCUUGGCUGUAAUUAGGGAAUAUACACCACUAAGACGAUUCAGUGCUCAGGAACCUACAUGCUACAUGUGUGGGAAGAAAGGACACCUGAUGAGGGACUGCAGAUGUUGGGGUCAAGUGUUUAGACAAAAUGGGAAUAACUUUAGAGGAAAUUACUUUUGGUACAACAACGGUUUUAGAAAUGGCAGUAGGUACAACUGAGGCAAUUGGUAUGGGUACAAUGGAUACCAGGAUAGAUAGUGACCAGGGGAAAAUCAAACUGAAACAAUUCAACCAUAAAAUUAUUUAAGAAAUGGUACACAUCCAAAAUAUCCCCAAGUUCUAAAUACAAAAACCCAGAGACAAGAAUCCCAAACAUAGCCUGUGCUCCUGUACUCACAUCGGUAAGAUCACAAAUGCUCACCAUUACUUUUAUGUGAUUUUAAUUCUGUUUAUAACCCAGACCACUCAGUCACUGGAACCAAUGGAGUUCAAUAGCUCCCUUAAGCAUUCAAGUUAAAAGUAAGAUUUUUUUAAAUUAAAAAAAAAAGACAAAAUAAUUGGAAAACUUCUUUUGUGUGUGGGAAAACUACAUAUUAUUAAUUGGGUGAUAGAUGGAAUCAGGUAGAAAAUGUUUUACAAUUUCAGAUAUAUCAGUAUGUUAAGAGGUGCAUGUGAGUAUUCAAAUGUGUGUGUAACUGGCAAAAGGAAUAAAUUGUCCCCAAGUGACCACACUAGCUGCCUUUUCUUUGGUAAAGCAGUUUAAUUUUUAAAUGGCAACACAUUAACCUCAUGGAGAAAAUUUCAAAUUGAGUCAAGAAUCCCAAAUUACUGAAUGAAUUUUUGUGGGGUUGCCAGAGUUUGGGGCAAGUGAAAGCUGAAGUCAGUUCACAAGGCUGGAGGAAACAGCUGGCCUUCCAGGAAGCUUGAAGGUAACUUGGAUUGUGUAUCCUAUCCGUUCCUUGUAACUUUUGCCAUGCUGACAUCUUCCUCAUGUAGACACCUUUUUGCCUUGGGAUCUUGAGUGUUCCAUGUAGAAUUCUAGCCUUUUUCCCCCUUUUCGAGAUUGGGCAAUUUUGUGGGGUUUUUUUCUUUAAACUCAAAAGAAUUCCUCAAGCCUCCUGCUGUAUUACUGAACAGCAUACAUAAACAAGAGCAGAUAUUGUUUGUAUCUUUCUAUUAUCUUGCUCACGUAUACUGGCUUGUCUGUGAUUAAUGGAAAUGGUGUCAGAUGCUGGAAUUUAUUCUGACCAAUGAACACAGCUGACUCAAGGGAGUACAAUCUCUUGCAAAGUAAUAGAACAAACCCAAUAUGCAUAAAACAAAUACAAGUCACUAGGCUUUAGCUGAUAGAACCAACUACCUGUGUAAUAACAAAGUGGCAGAAACUAUUUCUCAUGUGGCUGCAUAGACUGUCUAUUAUAUCUGAUCUCUAAUGUAGCUUACUGGUGUUGCUUUUCCUUAACCAAAAUUAAGUCUCUUCUUUUUCUUUUUAAAAGUAGUCAAUUGGGAGAGAGACUGGUUUGAAGAACAUUCUGAACAAUACAAAGAUGAAAUCAUAUUGUUUGAUCGAAAUAAAUUAUUUUUGUUUGAAA
This is a messenger RNA of Monodelphis domestica (gray short-tailed opossum), 4546 nucleotides long. RefSeq names its product 5-azacytidine induced 2 (gene AZI2). Gene Ontology annotation, cellular component: cytoplasm. Lineage: Eukaryota; Metazoa; Chordata; Mammalia; Didelphimorphia; Didelphidae. The record is from RefSeq and is a predicted model, not a curated record.